UUCACCAAACGCUCACUUUCCCACUUAAUCCUAGUUUAUUAUUUUAAUUUACUUUCCUCCCAUCUCCCGCUGCCUAAUUAAAUUCCCAUGGAUUCCCUCAGAAAAUCAUUCAAGUCCUAUUAUUCCUACAAACAUCCCAGAAAGAUCUCCGCGGGCACUGACGCCGACUCCGACCACGAGCAGCUUCCCAUUCUCCUGGAUCAAGAAACUCCCGACCAUCAUCCUCCUCGUCACCUCACUGCUCCAUCAUCCAUGACCUCUGCUACUCCCCCACAUCGCCCCGAGGUUGUCCUUAAAAUCGACGAAGGCGACUCCAGAGGUCCCGCAGUUCAACAGGGUGGCAAGAUUUGGAGAGAAUCUAGCUAUGACUUCUGGAACAAUGGAGACGUGAGCAAGAGUGCCAGCGAUGGGAGUGCUGGCGCUAGUACUAGCGGUAAUGACGCGGAUAGCUUUGAUUUCCGGCAUCGUGAGCAGGGUUCUGAGGAUCCACCUUCCAUGCUCAUUGGUAAGUUCUUGCACAAACAGAAAGCGUCUGGUGACAUGUCGCUGGAUAUGGAUUUAGAAAUGGAGGAGUUCCAGCACGACUACAAAUUGCCUCCGGUGGAAGAGUCUCCGCAGCUCAAUCGCGUUUCCAAGGACCUCAAAGUCUCGUUUGAGGACCCCACUUCCAAUGUUGUUGAGGCGGCAACUGAAACCUUCAGACGAAGGCACAAGGACUCGCCGGGUCACACCGAAGUUCAUAAAUCGCCGCAACGUGGUUCGCCGGGUGUCGCUCAAAGUGGUAAUGCUGGUGCCGGAGAUGGCGAGGUGGUGAGAUGUACCUCCAACGCCUCUUACGAAAGGAAUCUUUCUUUGCAGAGGAAAUCUGCUUUGCUGAAGACCAGAAAUAAGUCAAGAUUGUUGGACCCGCCGGACCAGCCGGAACGAAAGUCUGGUCGAGUGGCAAAGUCAGGGCAAAUGUUAUCGACGAUGUUAGGGAAGAAAGGGGAGGACGAGGAAGACGACCCAUUUUUCGAAGAGGACGUGCCGGAUGAGUUGAAAAGGACCCACUUUAGCAUAUGGGUUCUGCUUGAAUGGUUGAGUUUGAUUUUGAUUGUUGCUGCGCUAGCAUGCACGCUGAGUAUCCCAGUUUUGAGGAAUAAGAUUCUCUGGAAGCUCCGGUUAUGGAAAUGGGAGGUGAUGAUCCUGGUUCUAAUUUGUGGUCGGUUGGUUUCUGAUUGGGUAAUUCGAAUUUUAGUGUUCUUUAUCGAAAGAAAUUUCCUUUUGCGGAAGAGAGUCCUCUAUUUUGUAUAUGGUGUGAGGAAGGCAGUUCAAAAUUGUCUAUGGUUGGGAUUUGUUUUGAUUGCUUGGCAUCUGUUAUUCGAUAAGAAGGUUGAGAGGGAGACUAGAGGCAGCAACGCCCUUCAAUAUGUCACGAAGGUCUUGGUCUGUUUCUUGGUGGGCACUUUGGUGUGGUUGGCAAAAACUCUUGUGGUUAAGGUUAUGGCUUCCUCCUUCUAUACAAGCACAUACUUUGAUAGGAUUCAGGAAUCACUGUUUAAUCAAUUUGUGAUCGAAACACUGUCGGGGCCACCUCUGAUCGAAAUCCAGAAGUCAGAGGAAGAGGAACAAAAACUUGCUGAUGAGGUUCAGAAACUGCAGAAUGCUGGGGUUAACAUUCCCCCUGAGCUUAGGGCAACUGCCUUCUCCACAACCAAGAGUCCAAGGGCAGCUACCUUCUCUAGAACUAAGAGUCCAGGGGCGACGAAAAGCGGAAUGCUCCAGAAAAGCCCCCGUCUUAUAAGUGGAAAGUUUUCUCGUCCACUCUCCCAUAAGUCAGAUGAUGGGAUUACUAUUGAUCACCUGCAUAAGCUGAAUCCGAAAAAUGUCUCCGCUUGGAAUAUGAAAAGGUUAAUGAAUAUGGUCCGGCACGGCACUCUUUCUACACUGGAUGAGCAGAUACUUGAUUCAGCUCAAGAUGAUGAAAAUGCUACACAAAUUAGAAGUGAAAAUGAGGCAAAAGCUGCGGCAAAGAAAAUAUUUCAGAAUGUUGCCAGGCGGGGUUGCAGGUUCAUUUACCUGGAGGAUUUGAUGCGUUUUAUGCGGGAAGAUGAAGCCGAGAAAACCAUGGAUCUCUUUGAAGGAGCAUCUGAGUCGGGGAAGAUCAGCAAAUCUUCCUUGAAGAACUGGGUGGUUAAUGCCUUCAGAGAGAGGAGAGCGCUUGCUUUGACACUGACUGAUACCAAAACCGCAGUGAACAAACUUCAUCGAAUACUCAAUUUUAUAGUUGGCAUCAUCAUACUAGUUAUUUGGCUAUUAAUACUGGGAAUUGCCAGCACCAAAUUGCUUCUCUUUGUGAGCUCACAGCUUGUCUUGGUUGCUUUUGUAUUUGGAAAUACCUGCAAGACGGUAUUUGAAGCAAUUAUUUUCUUAUUUGUCAUGCACCCAUUUGAUGUGGGAGAUAGGUGUGAAAUCGAUGGGAUCCAGAUGGUUGUGGAAGAAAUGAAUAUUCUGACAACCAUAUUUUUAAGAUAUGACAAUCAAAAAAUAAUCAUCCCCAACAGCGUCCUUGCUACUAAGGCCAUACAUAAUUUCUACCGGAGUCCUGAAAUGGGAGAUGCUAUUGAUUUCUUUGUGCACGUGUCCACCCCAGCUGAAAAGAUUGCCCUCAUGAAACAAAGAAUACAUAGCUUCAUCGACAACAAGAAGGAGCACUGGUAUCCUCAAGCUUUUAUAGUCUUCAGGGAUCUGGAGCAAUUAAACAUGAUAAGGAUCUCGAUUUGGCCAACUCAUAGAAUGAACCACCAAGACAUGGGAGAAAGGUUUGUCAGAAGAUCCCUUCUGAUUGAAGAGCUGCUCAGGAUAUUCCGUGAGCUUGACAUCCAGUAUCGUCUUCUUCCUCUUGAUAUUAACGUUAGAAGCAUGCCUACCACUUCUGAACGGCUUCCACCUAGUUGGGCCACAAUCACAAGUUGACUAGUAGGAGGAACCUGAGCUGGGGAGUGUUGUUCAGCAGGAUAGGAUUAAAGAAAGUGGGGUUUUCCGGUUAUUAAUUAUACUGUAUAUUAGUUUACGGAGCUCAUAAUAUGGAUCUUGGGCGAUUUUUCAUGCCGCCUUCCUUGUUCGCUCGUCCCAAGGCCAUGAUUAGUGGGAUGGUUUUAUCUUUCUAGGACCACGGAAGGAAAAAGGAGAGAGAAAGAUGCUUCUAUGAAAAAUAUAAAUUUUUGGGCCAAAAAUGUAUUUGACUGACGGAAAGAAAUAUUCUUUUGUAUUCGGAUCUUGAAAUGAAAAAAUUAAGAAUGGAAAUCAAUAUAAUGUGAUCAAAUGACAUGAAUUUCUUACAAAAA
Neltuma alba is the source of this 3326-nucleotide messenger RNA. RefSeq names its product mechanosensitive ion channel protein 6-like. Gene Ontology annotation, molecular function: mechanosensitive monoatomic ion channel activity. Lineage: Eukaryota; Viridiplantae; Streptophyta; Magnoliopsida; Fabales; Fabaceae. The transcript has 5 exons. The record is from RefSeq and is a predicted model, not a curated record. Bases 88 to 2955 code for a protein of 955 amino acids. Gene Ontology annotation, biological process: transmembrane transport; monoatomic anion transport. Gene Ontology annotation, cellular component: plasma membrane.